Annulohypoxylon truncatum is the source of this 1236-nucleotide messenger RNA. RefSeq lists its product as uncharacterized. The record is from RefSeq and is a predicted model, not a curated record. Bases 211 to 996 code for a protein of 261 amino acids. NCBI's taxonomy places the organism in Eukaryota, Fungi, Ascomycota, Sordariomycetes, Xylariales, Hypoxylaceae. The transcript is spliced from 3 exons.
CCUCAGCACCCCAAUCUACAAGUGUGCCUCGUACCCGUCAAUUUCUUUUUCAAGACCUGCGGCAAUUAUUCGUUCGGGUAGAUGCAUUUCUAAAUGAUACCUGAAGUACAGCCUGAGAAGGCUUGAGCACCCCUUAGCCAAUCAGAUGUCCCGUGCCUGUCCCGACAUUCGCCCAAUAAAUUAGGAUCGAGAAAUGUCUGUGAUGUCGCCAUGUAUAUGCAACCAAUUGAUGAACUCCUCAUCCCUUUAUUAAGGUCUACAUUCUCUGUGCGUCCUGACCAUGAAAAGAUUUGUCAAGUAUUUCGCGGACGCCCAGGCCUCACUCGCACUCGCCCGCACACGUGGCAGAAGUCGGGAUAUUCAUCAGCUUUGUUGGGACUGCUGAUGUUUCCAGAAGGACCACGUCUUGCGAGUCAAUGCCAGUACCACAAAUUAAAACUCAGGGCCGUGGGCCUGUGGCGUUUCUUGAGUAACAUGACCCAAGCUGCCUCGAAGGCUCCCGGAAGCGGGAUACGAAAGCGGUCUGUGUUAAAUCGAGGGCCGCUAUCUCCCUCGUCAUUGUCAAGAGUAGUGAGCUCCCGUCCGACGAUGUGCGGUUACAUGUUAUUGAAGUGGUACUGCGAGGAGUGCGGAGCAGUAGGCCUUUCCCAGAUAUUGUUGCCCAUCACGUACCUAUCCUAUCACUCGUUGACGAGCUCGUCGAGCCUCCGAACCUCUUCAGUAGACCAUACGCUCUUCUACAUCUGGCCCUGCGAUGGUACACCAGCGACGAGGUCAAGGUCGAAGAUUGCAACGCCUUCAACUCUACAGGCGAUUGUGAUCAGCGAAUCCUUGUGGGAGCGGGAGAGUCAGAUGCCGGCGGCCUCUGCGACGAUUGCACAAGAGAGCAUCAUAGUGAUGCAUAGUCUCAACUUUCCCCUUAGGAGGCGCAACUCCAAGAACAGAUUACAACAACAUUCGGAGUAUGAGAUGUCUAUACUAUGCCUCAGGUCGUAAGAUAAUUCGAUAGUGCCGCGCCCAAAGCCUAGGAAAUAUUUGCUUGCACGUGGAUAGAUAAAAGGGGGGGCUGGUCUCAAAGAGAGACAGAAAAAGUGAUCAAUUCUAUCUUUGCUUUGGUGUUGAGUUACCUGUAAGGAAGUUCGGCGGCAUGGUAUCUAUUUCUAGUAUUGUAUAAAUUGAUCGGGCGCAAUCGAACGACCAUCCUUUGGCCCAAGAAUGAUCAUCAGAUGAUUAUGG